CAACUGAAAAUAGACGAUUGCUUUCCGCCGACGAGGCAGGUUCGAUUCAAUUCAGCGCGACUAAAGUUGGGCAAAACAAUUCUACCAUCUAUCGUUAAUCGUCGGUCGGUUUCAACCAAAAAUAAGAACAAAUUGUUGAACGCAAAGGCAACCAACGGGUUUUGGCUAAGACGGCUUCACCAUGGGUGAUAUGUUUCGAAGUGAGGAAAUGGCCCUGUGCCAGAUGUUCAUACAACCGGAAGCAGCGUACACUUCAGUUUCCGAAUUGGGUGAAACAGGAUGUGUGCAAUUUCGUGAUUUGAAUAGUGGCGUCAAUGCGUUUCAACGUAAAUUUGUAACUGAAGUUCGUCGUUGUGAUGAGCUGGAGCGGAAAAUACGUUACAUCGAAGCUGAGAUCAAAAAAGAUGGUAUUGUCAUGCCAGAAAUUAUUGACGACAUACCGAAAGCCCCAAAUCCCAGAGAAAUCAUUGAUUUGGAAGCUCAUUUGGAGAAGACUGAAAACGAAAUCCUUGAAUUAGCUCAAAAUGAAGUAAAUUUGAAAUCCAACUACCUGGAAUUGACCGAACUUCGCAAAGUGUUGGAGAACACACAGGGUUUCUUUUCCGAUCAAGAAGUUCUCAAUUUGGACAGCAGUAACCGCGGAGGUGCCGAUGAUGUGGCCGCCCAAAGCCGUGGUCGUUUAGGAUUCGUGGCUGGUGUUAUCAAUCGCGAGCGUGUGUUUGCCUUCGAACGCAUGUUGUGGCGUAUUUCACGCGGCAAUGUGUUUUUGAAGCGUUCCGACUUGGAUGAACCCCUCAAUGACCCUGCCACCGGCCAUCCAAUAUACAAGACCGUCUUUGUAGCCUUCUUCCAGGGUGAGCAGCUAAAGAAUCGCAUUAAGAAGGUAUGCACAGGUUUCCAUGCUUCAAUGUAUCCAUGUCCAAGUUCACACACAGAACGUGAGGAGAUGGUAAAGGGCGUACGUACUCGCCUGGAAGAUUUGAAACUGGUUUUAAGCCAAACUGAAGACCAUCGUAGCCGUGUUUUAGCCACCGUCUCAAAAAAUUUGCCUUCCUGGUCGAUAAUGGUAAAAAAGAUGAAGGCUAUCUACCACACAUUGAACUUGUUCAAUAUGGAUGUGACCAAAAAGUGCUUGAUUGGUGAAUGCUGGGUACCCACCAAGGAUUUGCCCAUUGUACAGAAGGCUUUGUCAGAUGGUUCCGCUGCUGUCGGAAGUACUAUUCCAUCAUUCUUGAAUGUCAUCGACACCAACGAACAACCACCUACUUUCAAUCGCACAAACCGUUUUACUCGUGGCUUCCAAAAUCUAAUUGAUGCCUACGGUAUUGCCUCUUACCGUGAGUGCAACCCCGCUUUGUACACUUGCAUAACAUUCCCCUUCCUAUUCGCCGUCAUGUUUGGUGAUUUGGGUCAUGGUUUCAUUUUGACCCUGUUUGGUGCCUGGAUGUGCAUAUAUGAGAAAUCUCUGGCCCGCAAGAAAGGAGGAGAAAUCUGGAACAUUUUCUUUGGUGGCCGUUACAUCAUUUUGCUCAUGGGUAUUUUCUCAUGCUACACGGGUUUCAUCUACAAUGAUGUUUUCUCAAAAUCGAUGAAUAUUUUUGGCUCUACCUGGACACCUCGUUACAAUACCUCAACUGUAAUAAAGAACCCUUCACUGCAGUUGAAUCCCCAAUAUCAUGUCAAAGGUGUAUAUCCCAUCGGCUUAGACCCCAUCUGGCAAAUGGCUGAUAACAAGAUCAUCUUCUUGAACACCUAUAAAAUGAAACUGUCCAUUAUUACCGGUGUUGCCCACAUGAUAUUUGGCGUCUGUAUGUCGGUCGUCAAUUUUUUGCAUUUCAAGCGGGUAUCCAGCAUCGUUCUGGAAUUCGUGCCACAGAUCCUUUUCUUAGUUCUAUUGUUUGGUUACAUGGUCUUCAUGAUGUUCUUCAAGUGGGUCACCUACACUGCCGUGACAGAUGUGCAAGCCAAUACUCCUGGAUGUGCCCCCUCCGUCCUGAUUAUGUUUAUAAACAUGAUGUUGUUCAAGCACACCGAACCAUUGCCUGGGUGCAAUGAAUACAUGUUCGAUGGUCAAUCAUCUGUGGAACGUGUAUUUGUUUUCAUAGCCCUAAUCUGUAUCCCAUGGAUGUUGUUGGGCAAACCAUUGUACAUUAAAUUCACACGCAAAAACCAGGCUCACGCCAAACACAAUGGUGAAUUGACAGGUAACAUGGAAAUGAACGAAGGCGAAACUCAAUUACCAACAGCAUCCGAUGCUCAUGAAGGUGGCGGCCAUGGCCAUGACGAUGAGCCAAUGAGUGAAAUUUUCAUUCAUCAAGCCAUCCACACCAUUGAAUAUGUUCUAAGUACCAUUUCGCAUACUGCCUCCUAUUUGCGUUUGUGGGCUUUGUCAUUGGCUCAUGCCCAAUUAUCCGAAGUUUUGUGGAACAUGGUUUUAGCCAUGGGUUUAAAACAAACAUCCUAUUCUGGUGCCGUUGUUUUGUAUUUCAUUUUCGGCGCCUGGUGUCUCUUCACGUUGGCUAUUUUGGUUAUGAUGGAAGGUUUGUCAGCCUUCCUGCACACCUUGCGUCUUCACUGGGUCGAAUUCAUGAGCAAGUUCUAUGAAGGUUUGGGCUAUGCCUUCCAACCUUUUAGCUUCAAAGCCAUAAUGGACGAUGAUGAAGAGGAAUAAGUCCUCCAUGUGUUAUAAUCGUCCCUCCAGUAUUGUGGUACUCUUCCCACUGUUAAUUGUUGAAUAUGUCAAGAAAUGUUUGUUUUUGUUUUCAUAUCUUAUGUUUCCUUGUUUGUUCAUGUUUACUGAUAUUAAUGUUAAAAAAAGCAAUAUACAAUAAGUUAAUGAGACGAAUAAUUAUCGCGUAUACAACCAGAGAUAAAUUAAUAAUAAAAAUCCAAGAAGAGAACAGCAA
This is a messenger RNA of Stomoxys calcitrans (stable fly), 2906 nucleotides long. RefSeq names its product V-type proton ATPase 116 kDa subunit a 1 (gene Vha100-2). Gene Ontology annotation, molecular function: ATPase binding; proton-transporting ATPase activity, rotational mechanism. The coding region runs from base 182 to 2671 and encodes 829 amino acids. The record is from RefSeq and is a predicted model, not a curated record. The transcript is spliced from 6 exons. Gene Ontology annotation, cellular component: vacuolar proton-transporting V-type ATPase, V0 domain; vacuolar proton-transporting V-type ATPase complex; plasma membrane. Lineage: Eukaryota; Metazoa; Arthropoda; Insecta; Diptera; Muscidae. Gene Ontology annotation, biological process: proton transmembrane transport; vacuolar acidification.